Messenger RNA from Pelobates fuscus (common spadefoot toad), 1073 nucleotides. RefSeq names its product VPS28 subunit of ESCRT-I (gene VPS28). The record is from RefSeq and is a predicted model, not a curated record. Bases 98 to 763 code for a protein of 221 amino acids. Gene Ontology annotation, molecular function: protein-containing complex binding. The transcript is spliced from 10 exons. Gene Ontology annotation, biological process: protein transport to vacuole involved in ubiquitin-dependent protein catabolic process via the multivesicular body sorting pathway. Lineage: Eukaryota; Metazoa; Chordata; Amphibia; Anura; Pelobatidae. Gene Ontology annotation, cellular component: ESCRT I complex.
UGGACAAAAUGACAUCAUUGUGAUAUAAUCAGUUCGCGAUCAGGAAGUUACAGAAAGAACAAGGAAACAGCGCAGAUCAGAUUUAUAAACCGUCGCCAUGUUUCACGGAAUCCCUGCGCCGGCUGGAAUUGGGGCUCCAGGAAAUAAACCCGAGCUUUAUGAGGAAGUCAAACUGUACAAGAACGCCCGCGAGAGAGAGAAGUACGAUAACAUGGCUGAAUUGUUUGCCGUAGUGAAGACUUUGCAAGCUCUUGAGAAGGCCUAUAUUAAGGACUGUGUUUCUCCCAGCGAGUACACAGCUGCUUGUUCUCGCCUCUUGGUACAAUAUAAAGCUGCUUUUAAACAGGUGCAAGGAGCGGAGGUUGGUUCUAUAGAUGAUUUCUGCAGAAAGUACAGACUGGAUUGUCCUUUGGCUAUGGAGCGGAUUAAAGAGGAUCGACCUAUCACCAUUAAGGAUGACAAGGGAAAUCUGAACCGGUGCAUUGCAGACAUUGUAUCUCUUUUUAUUACUGUGAUGGACAAGCUGCGUUUAGAGAUUCGUGCCAUGGAUGAGAUUCAGCCAGAUCUGAGGGAGCUUAUGGAGACAAUGAAUAGGAUGAGCCAUCUUCCUCCAGACUUUGAAGGGAGAGAGAAAGUCAGCCAAUGGUUACAGAAGCUCAGCAGUAUGUCUGCAUCCGAUGAACUGGAUGACUCCCAGGUUCGACAGAUGCUGUUUGAUCUGGAAUCUGCAUACAACGCGUUCAACAGAUUCCUGCAUUCGUAACUUACCAUCCCACCAUUCAGAUAGUCUUGGGGAUUAUUGGUUCUCUCCCUCAGAAAUGAAUCUUUUGUCUGUUCCCAGGAGCAAUGUGGUAACACUAGUGGUAAAGAUAACCCUUUGAUAGAAGAGACAACCAUUUGAUUUUGUAGCUGUUCUUCUCGUUGUGAGUUGGGUUCAGCCUUAAUGACAGGUUUGGGUGUAACUAUAUGGAUUGUAUUUAUUAAAUCGCAUCUGUUAAUGUAUCUUACCUGGAGUUGUACGCAGUGUAUUGUAAGUAAAUGCAACACCUAAAAUAAAUCUUCUAACAACCUUC